UUUGAAGAGAAAUGUUUACAUGCAACUGAUAAUAUUUCUAGAAUGACUAUUGCUUCAGCUGGGCUCAUGAUUCGUACUAGUGACUGUUAUGGAGAACAGGGUAAAACCAAGCGCCUACACAGGCCGUGCAGAUUAUAAUAUAAAAGUAGAAAAAUAAUCUCUCAACACAUAUAUGUACAAUAACAAUCUCCCUGACCUAACAUCAAGUAUGUGUAUCACAG
Messenger RNA from Acanthoscelides obtectus, 221 nucleotides. The record is from the annotation of a GenBank genome assembly. Lineage: Eukaryota; Metazoa; Arthropoda; Insecta; Coleoptera; Chrysomelidae.